Messenger RNA from Mya arenaria, 6373 nucleotides. Its product is annotated as zinc finger protein 595-like. Lineage: Eukaryota; Metazoa; Mollusca; Bivalvia; Myida; Myidae. The transcript has 5 exons. The record is from RefSeq and is a predicted model, not a curated record. Bases 103 to 2580 code for a protein of 825 amino acids. Gene Ontology annotation, cellular component: nucleus.
AAGGCUAAAUAAGGAAGAUGAAAUAAUUUACGUUUCUUGUCCCUAAUAAUUUAGGUAUUAAGUCUUCUUACAGCUGUCCUGUGGAGUGUGAAACAAGACAAAAUGGAGCUGAGUGAUGCCUCGUUGAAAACCCUGUUGCGGGUCUUAGCAACUGACUGCUUCAAAUCAAUCGACUUCAGUGAAGAGAUUGUGCUUUGUACCAAGAUGAGCGUCAAUGUUGACAGUCUGACAGAAUUUGAAUAUGAUUUCACCCACAAAUUUAUUAAGUCUGAGAUGGAGGACUACACCAAGUUCCGGAAAGAAGCCCAGACACAGACAGAGGUUACGGCGAUGACUGAAGCGGAAACCCAGACUGAAACUAUUGUUACUAAGAUGGAAACUGAAUGUGAUGAAAUCAUUGAGGAGGUAAAGUCUAAAUCCGAGCCUGUGGCCGAAGUUAAGGUUGAAGUUGUGUCUGAGGACGACAACAUGGAAGAAAUAGAAGAGUUGGGCAGUGAUGAUGUGACAAAAGUGAUUCCAGAGUCUCCAGAUGAACCACGAAAGAAGCGGAAAGCAGCUGACCUACAAACCAUUUGUCCCCUAUGUCCAGCUAAGUUUGGUGCCUAUGAUGUUAAGAGCCUUGAGGAACACCUUAAGAUCAGCCAUGAUAUCGGGAAUGAGUACAGCUGUCCGAUGUGUCCAGAAAUGUGUAAUUCUAAGGUCGCUCUUGCCGACCAUGUGACUAAUGUUCAUUGUAAACAGGAGCCACAGGCCAGUAUAAAGAAAGGGAGAAUAAGGAAGAAAGUGCCUAAGAAGAUAGUCGAGGGAGGGAGUGACACAGAUGAAGGCUAUAUGAAAAAAGAAGAGCUUAAGAUCAAGAUUAAUUCUAAGGGUAAGAAAGUUAUUAAGGCCACCAAGAAAAAGAAGCGUAAGAAGGUUAAGAAAGACCCUGAUUGGGACGGUGAAGGUGAAAAACCAGACGAAGACAAGCCCAAAGUCGAGAUGGCUGAUCCUGACUUUAAUCCUGAACCUAAUUCCGACAUCCAGGUGCGGUGUAAAGAAUGUGGGAAAGAGUAUAGAUCGCGACGAGCGCUGAGGAGACAUUUCAAUGUUAGUCACACAACCAUGGCCCAUGUCUGUGAAAUCUGUGGACAUAGCUUCAGAGGCAAGGAGUCCUUGUACCACCACAAGAGGGGAAUCCAUGAAAAUGCCAAGGUCUAUAAGUGCCCUGAGGCAGAUUGUGGUGCAGAGUUUAACUUCAGCCACAGUCUGCGUCUUCAUCGACUGAAGCACUCCGGAGCUCGACCCCACAUGUGUAAUGUGUGUGGAAAGACUUACCUCACAAAUUAUCACCUUAAAGUGCACAUGACUGCAACCCAUUCAGAAAAGAAAAACUUCUCGUGUAAAAUCUGCAGUAAAUCCUUCUCUUAUUCUACUAGCCUUAAAAUGCAUGAAGCUACUCACAGAACACAAGAGCGAGUCAAGUGCGAUCAAUGUGACAAAACCUUUGUGAAUAACCAGGCCCUGAAGUAUCACUUCAUGUCCAAGCAUGCAACCCCAGGCAUUUUCCCAUGCCCUGAGUGUGAUAAAGUCUGCAAGAGUGAGCUACUCCUUAAGACCCACAUGCGACGCCAUUCUGUGGAUAACACCCGCUUCAUGUGUGAUGUCUGCGGGCGUCAGUUCAUGUACAAGUCUGCUCUAGAAAUGCAUCGUGCCAUUCACAAGGAUGAUAAGUCUUUUGUCUGCAAGACUUGCGGUAAAGCCUUCAAGACCUAUCCAACCCUAUACAGCCACCAGUAUGUUCAUAAAGUUGAUUCCCCGUACACAUGUUCUAUUUGUGGCAAAACUUUCAAGACAAAAGAGAGACUGAAAGCCCAUGAGAAGCGUCACUCGGGUCUUAAGCCAUUUGAAUGUAAUCUAUGUCAUCACUGUUUCCCGGACAAAGGUGGGCUUUCUAAGCACAUGAAGACAGUCCAUUGUAAUGUGAAAAAGUUUGUAUGUGACAUUUGUGGUAAGGCCACUUCCAGGGCUGAUAAUCUUCGUGUCCACAUGAAGGUGCAUAUGAAGGGUACUGAUUAUACGCCUAAAAAGCCUAGAGAAGCUAAAGAAAAUUCUGAAAACCGGAACAUGCCUUCCAUGAUUAUGCCCACAUACGAGGAUAAGGAGAGAAUGUUUGAUGAUGAAGGGUCUAACUCAUCGUUUGUAUCUCGUGACUAUGAGCCGAACAUGCCUCACUUUUCCACCAUUGAUGGUUCCCACAUUGCCACCACCACUGGAGACCAGAACAUGCCACUGAACCUACACCAGCAGGCGAGCACAAGUUCCCAAUCCUCCAAUAUUGGCUCCCAGCCCAGCUACAUGGGGAACCACCCGAACCAGGCAGCCACCCCACCCCCUGCCUCCAUGCCGCCACCACCCUCCAACAAUUUCAUGCGGGUAGCGGGUCUGAACCUAUACUCCUGGCCCUACCUGUACAAUCCUGGCGUACAUCCCGGCCAACAGCCGCCACCUCUCCAGCAACACCCGGCACAACAACAACAGCAGCAGCAACAGGGUACCACUGGUGGUGCUAACGGCUGGAUGGCCCCAGAAAACACAUAAAAGUACUGAUAGAAAUUCUUCUACCCAUUUCACUGCCCACAUACAGACCUUUGGGCUCAACUGCAAGAUUGUGUGGUGUGGGCUGUCACCUUGAUCAAUGAAGUGCCUCUCUAUUGUUGUUUUUCUGAACAUUUAUAUUGUGAAUGUGCAAUGUAGACAAUUGGAAACUUUUGUUCCUUUAUUUGAGGGAUUGCAGGGUUUAAAAUUAGGCCAAGCAAAAAUAAUGCUGUGGUUCCUGUUUCAGCAAGUAGCUCUGUUUGUCCUGAUAUACAGCUGCUGUAAUACAUAGUUUGCUACAAAGUUUUUGAGAAACAAUUUAAUAUCCCCCUCUGUUAUGGAAUUAUAGAGCCGAUUGUUGAGAAUUUUGUUAAAGUUAACAUCUGUUGUUAACGUCAUCGCUGUUCGUUUUUAAAUCUUUACUGCUCUGGAGGUUAAUAGGAUACACUUGUUAUCUGUGGUAUUUCUAACAAGAUUUGAGACAACUGUUUCAGCUGUACUUGUUUUAUUUAACUGUAUGAGCUGAGCAUAUCAUGAACUAUUUCAUGUUCAAAAGUUAACAUCGAUCUCAUUAAUCAUGUUGUUAACUUUAACAAAGUUCUGAACAAUCGGCCCACUCUUUAUCAUUAUGUUAAGUGGAUUUUUUAUCCAAACAUUGUUCAAUUGUAUUUUUUAGUUGUUUCAUUCAUUUUGCGGUGGUCUAUUUUAGUUGCUUGCAGGUACAUUAAUUAUACAACCAGUUUAUUGGUGAAUGUUUGUUAUUUGAAUUUGAAUGUUUUACUUAUAUUUUAUUAUAAUUGUAUUUCUUGUUUUGGAUGUUAAAAUAUACUGUUACAUUGUCCUUGAAAACAUUAAGUAUACAUGAAUCAUUGAUCAUGUUUAUAACUACAGUCAAACCUAAUAGGCUCUAACUCCCAGGGACCGGCACAAAUACCUCAAGCCUCAGAAAAUUUGAGCCAAGCAGUAUGUUUACCUUCAGUAUUUCAGUAUAAAGAUUCGGUCCUUUACAUCUAGUUUGAGCCAAUGCGGAAUUUUGAGCCAAGCGAGUUCGAGCCAAUGGUUGACUGCAGUCAAUAUAAGAAUAUUACCCAUGUUUGUCAUUUUAAGCUUGUUUGUUUUUUAAAGGUUAAGUCCUGGAAUUGGGAUAGCCUCAGUAUUGCUGUUCUCAUUGGCACUGGCAACUGUUGACUUUUGGAAUAACUCAAAAACAUUUAAAAUGAUUUAGUAUGGCCUACAACUCGUGAGUUUUUUUUUAAUCAUGCCCCUUUGCUUUAAAAAGAUAACAACAUUUACAAACAGGCAUUGACAACCCAUUGAUGCGGUCAUGAAGUUCUUCAGCUAUUUCAUUUUUUUUAAUGAAAAUGACUGUUUAAAAUCAUUUGCAUUUGAGCAAAUUUUUGUGAUUUAUAUUAUAUAUACAUUUUGCAUAAUGUUUUUUUGAACUGUGUAGUAUUGUUUUUAUUAAGGAACACUUGAUUGGUAUUAUCAUAUAGAACAUAUUUCAUGCUAUUUUUUUAUGAAGUUUGAUAAACAAAACACAGUGUUUCAUUUUGAAUAGGAAGAUUUUGAUGUGUGGGGUAUAUGUAAUGGCUUUUUUUGUAAUCAGAGCCUGGUAUGCAUGGUAUAAAUUGUACAUAAUCAUAUCAUAACAAUUGCAUUUUAGUUCAUUUGCAUUGAAAUUAAUUUAAGGUAUGUUUUCUUUUUUAUUGUUAAUUUCUUCAAAACAAAUCACAUGUCGUUUCAAGAAGUUUGGAUGGCGGAAUGGAUUAGCUGCAAUUUUCCAUUCACUGACUUUCACAUUUGAUGCCCUGGGAGUCAGAGUGGAACAUUUUUCAUGUCUUCUGUCAAAAAAGUAAUUUUAAAAUUAACUUCACUUUUUUGUUUACAUCUGUUGUUACCCGUGAUGACCCAUGUGAGAACCCCUUUGAAGUCACAUGAUUUCUCCCCCUAGGAGUUGUUUCGUAAACAGUUAGGUUUGAAAUAGUUGACCAGUUAGGUUUGAAAUAGUUUUAUCAAUAAAGAAAUUUCAUUGGAGGAUCAUGAAGUGUGUAGCAAUUAAGAUGAACUAUCUAGUGCGUCAAACAGUGCACACUACGUAAACACUUAAACUUAGGAGAAGAAAAUAACCAUGUGUGAUUUAUCUUUAAAGAAAAUACUAUCAGAUAGAACAAUAAGUGUCAAUGACAUUAUGAAUUAAAUGCAUUUAUUUAAAGCAGCACAAUAUAGGUUGAUGUUGUUUUUUUACCUGGUUUUCACAUAGUGAAACCUGGUUAUUAGAAUGACAAACAUCAUUGUUAGGGCGUCCGGGCGGACAGCGGACGGCAUCAAACUCACCUAUGAAACUGAAUAAUUUCAGUAAGGGUUGACAUAUCUUGGCCAAACUUGGUCUAUAGGAAGAGUUUAUGGAUACCUUUCAUGGGAUUGUGUUUGGGCUCCCUAGAGUCAAGGUCAAGGUCACUGUUACUAAGAAUAAAAAAAUGGUUGAAACUGAAUAACUUUAGUUAAGGUUGACAUAUCUUGUUUUUUAUUCAAUGAAUUAUGAUGUGUCACUCACUUCAUAAAAAUGAUCAAAAGAAAAAACCCAUAUGAUUAAGGAACAGAUUAAAAAAAUAAAUAAGUGAUAUUUUUGCGCUUUUUUAACUUUGGAAUUUGUGGCCACAUAGCUAUUUAUUUAAAAAAAUCGUUUAUAAACAUGAAUACUUUAUUUUUUUUCGUACCUUAAUCAUAUGCUUUUUUUUGUUUUUAUCAUUUUAGUCAAAUUAAACUUAUAUUUUUUGCAUCAGCCUAUAUUGUGCACUUUUAAAGUUCGAGUGGGUACGACACAUUGUGGAAUUGUUUUAUUUUUUAGAGAAAUAACUUAAUUGUUCUUGAAUAAUUGUUUAUUAUGUUUUUUUUAUAUCUUUGUGAAAGUACAUAUAUUUGCUUAAAAAGUUGUUUAUUUAACAUGGCUGGUCUUACAAGUAGAGGAUGGCUUGAUUGUUCAGAAUGUUGUUAAAGUUAAGAAUGUGAUUUGCGAAAUUGUUGUUAACUUUUAAAGGUGAACUAUUUUAUGGUGUGAUCAUAUGAUUAAAUAAAGUUCAGCUUAAAGCUGCACUCUCACAGAUUGAACAUUUUGACAACUUUUUUAUUUUUUGUAUUGAAACGAGCCAAUUUUUGCAAAAAUCCAUGGGCACCAGUUAUACAAGACUGCUCACAAAAAAUUAGAUCGCAGAUUUUGAUAUUUAAGUACAAAAAUAGAUGUUUUAUGCAUUUUUCUUAAACCGUUAAUAACCGUUUAAGUCAUAAAACAUUAUUUUUUGAACGGAAUAUGAAAAUCUGUGAUCUCAGUUUUUGUCAGCAAUCUUAUAUCACUGGUUUGCAAGUAUUUAUGCAAAAAUUUGCUCUUUCCAAGACAAAAAGUAAAAAAGUUGUAAAAAUGGUAUAACUGUGAGAGUGCAGCUUUAAACAGUUCUAUCAAAUGAUUGUUAGGGUUACUGCAAAUCAUAAGCUAAUCCCAGACACUUUCAGAACAAAACGGUUGAAUGUUAACAACGCUUACGUUAACAACAUUUUUAACGUUAACAAAGUUAUGAAAAAUCAGCCCAAUAUGUUUAUUAUAUUUGAGUAUAUGUUUUAUGAUGGGCUUGAUUUGUAUCUCAGUUAUUAAGCGCUAGUAGUCUAGUACCUAAGUGUGAAUUCAAGAUAUGGAAAUCUAAUGUGUAGAAUGAUGUAUUUUAUUUUUAAUGAUGCGUCAUUAUUAUUGACAGUACUGGGAAAUUCAACAUUAUUGUGGUAUUAAAUAAAUAUAUUCAAAUUU